AUGUACAAGACGGUGAGACACGGGGAGAACAGUCUGCAGUACACUAUCCUACCGCAGACAGAGGAGGUGUUAAAUAAUAGUGGUUUAAAGGGAAAGGGACGAGAUUACAGCCCUUCAAUACACGUGCGGCGAACCCGAAGAAGAUCUACGCUGAAAUAUGUUCUACUAAUAGUGUUCGGACUUGUCGUCGCACUCGCUUUGGCAUCUGUUCCACUUUAUAUUAUGAACACUGCCUUAUAUGCUCGAAGAAACCUACCAGAUCUUCAUGAGGUCAUUACUACCGCACCUCUUACUCCAGCUGGUCGCGAAAUAGUAAAAUCACGCAAAAAAGAACUGAAAAUUCUACCCGAAUUACUAUCAUCAACAGACCCCAAACUGGAUAGUACUACGUCGCGAUCAACCGUUACUUCAACUAGUGUGCCAGCAACUACAGUCCGUAAUAAAGCGAUAACGCCGCCAUGGACCAUGCCUGCUUUAAGGUCUUGGAGAGGUUUCAUUCCUUCUACGACGCUGCGACCUAUUCCGACGGAAAUUAUCGAGCAAUAUCCGCUUGUUAACACACCAUCUGGCAGUGUACGUUUGUUAGAUAAUUAUAUGUCUGUAAAACCAUGGGAGAAAGAUAUUAUAAUAAGACCAACCCUUACCCCUGACCCAAUCACAAUAGGAAACGUUUUCAAAUAUUAUUCCCGUCCGUUUGUUACUUCAGAUAAAACCGUUACAAUUAAUUCGAAGUUAUUUGAUGAUGUAUUGAUUACAACAAGAGCACCCACAACGCGGCCCCUAGUGACCACACAGUCCACGACAACACUACUGUCAGUAGAUGAAGAUGAUGAAUUUAAAGAAUCAUUAGAAGUUGACGAAGUAUUUUCACUGCCUCCAUUAAAACCAGAAUCGGCGGUUCCAAUAAGCGAUUCUGAUGAGGUGACGGUUUCAAAGGCAGGUGGUAGCGGCUGGUACGGAGCACGCUGGCCUUUCGUCGACACAUCAUCCUAUUUCCAAUGGACGGGUUAUUCUCUGGGCGACAAUCUUCUGCUGCCUUUGUUGGUAGCAGCGAUGUCAUCGAUCGUGUUGGUACUACUUCUGGCCCUCGCCGUGAGACGCAGAGCGAGGACAACUACCGGCACAGCACAAAUUGGGAAGUUAACCGCCGAUCUUCAAGAAGACGACAAUACCAAUUUAUUGCAAGCUGAAAACCCAGAGGAAGCCGAGGAGUGA
Molecule: messenger RNA, 1215 nt
Organism: Parnassius apollo (apollo)
Lineage: Eukaryota; Metazoa; Arthropoda; Insecta; Lepidoptera; Papilionidae
Source: the annotation of a GenBank genome assembly